AUGAAGUUCUCUCUUUUAUGGGCAGCAGCCUGUGUAUUGCAGACUGCACAUCGACUUUGUUCUGCAACCGUUGUUGACACGGAUGACGGUGGAAAGUCUGUCGUUAUGGGAUUGAGACAUUCAUAUGCUCAAGAUGACUCUGCAGAAUUUGAACGAACUCGUUUCUUGUCGAAGCGAGAUGGUUACGGCUAUCCUCUCCUGGAUUUGGAGUAUACUAACACAGGAAGCUACUUUGCUAGUAUUAUAAUGGGUGAGAAAAAGAGAAAUUUUUCUUUGACACUGGACACUGGUAGCCCUUACACCUGGGUUACCGCAUCUAAUGUUUCAGCCCUGGAUCCUUCCGAAUUUGGGGGCAACAUGGAGCCUGGCAGAAGUACAUCUGACUUGCAGGGCAUUUGCUCCAAUUAUACGUGCUAUGACUUCUCCGAUACAAGUGCAAAGUUGACCAGUAACAACAUCAUCGGUUUCCUUACUAGUUAUGGUGAUAAUACCACUGCUAUCGGAUACAACAUGGUUGACAAGGCUUAUUUUGCUGGAUUAUCUCUUGACAAUUUCACUUUUGGUGUCGCCACUCGUGAAUACGAUUCCAACCAGAUUAGCAUUACCCCUGGAAUCAUCGGUUUGUCCCCAGGAAUGACCAUUGUUGGUGUUUCAUCGAACAAUCGCGCAGUCGCUUAUUCACCUCCUACCAUUGUCGAACAGCUUUAUACUUCUGGCCUAAUCAACUCCUAUUCCUUUGGUAUCUACCUCAAUGCGCAAGAAGGUGAAUUGAUAUUUGGUGGUUAUAAUAAAGCUAGAAUUGACGGCAAUUUCCAUUGGUUAGACAUUUCUGAUGACAGUAAUUUCUAUUCUGUAUUUUUGGAAAGUUUGAGUAUGCCCGACUCAUCCAACCAAGAAAACUCAAAGAAUUUGUCAUUUGACAAGUCCGAUUCUAGUUCCCAAGUAAACCAAAAUGCCACUGUUGACACCGGUACCGUUUUGUUAUACAUGCCUGAAAAUGCCGUUGAAGCGAUUGCUGACCGUUAUUCUGGAUUCAUAAACACUCAAGGAUAUCCAGUCGUUUACUGUAACUCCUUUUCGGAUUCUGAUUACGUCCAAUUUAAUUUCCAAGGUGACGCUUCCUUCCAAAUCCCUAUGGGGCAAUUAGUGAUUGCUCGUGAACCAUACCAAGGACAAGAACUUUGUUACCUGGCUUUUGUUCCUUCCUCUCAAUCUUGCAUCCUUGGUCAGUAUUUUCUGCAGAAUAUCUAUGCUGCCUACGAUUGGGAUGCCCAAAAAAUUGGGUUCGCCAACCUCCGUAAGAAUGCCACUGGUUCUGGCGUUGAAGUUGGUAACAUCGCUUCCGCUCUAAGUGGGGUAUCAACCGCCAAGCCCGCUGCUUCUGCUACCGUUAGUGAUGGUUAUAAUAUUGGUUCUUCGAGCGUUCCUUUAACCGGUACUCCUGGUGCUAAUAGCACAUUGCUAGAAAGUAGCGCUAGUGAAAGUGAAGAGUCUGUGGCCUCGGCUUUUGGCAAAUACAGUAUGUAUUCCUUGUUUACAAUUAUGACUUCUUUCCUUCUCCUCGUUGUUAUGUAG
Schizosaccharomyces osmophilus is the source of this 1575-nucleotide messenger RNA. RefSeq names its product aspartic protease Sxa1 (gene sxa1). NCBI's taxonomy places the organism in Eukaryota, Fungi, Ascomycota, Schizosaccharomycetes, Schizosaccharomycetales, Schizosaccharomycetaceae. Gene Ontology annotation, molecular function: aspartic-type endopeptidase activity. The record is from RefSeq and is a predicted model, not a curated record. Gene Ontology annotation, biological process: proteolysis. The coding region runs from base 1 to 1575 and encodes 524 amino acids. The transcript has a single exon.